Messenger RNA from Melampsora larici-populina 98AG31, 426 nucleotides. RefSeq lists its product as uncharacterized. Bases 1 to 426 code for a protein of 141 amino acids. The record is from RefSeq and is a predicted model, not a curated record. The transcript has 4 exons. Lineage: Eukaryota; Fungi; Basidiomycota; Pucciniomycetes; Pucciniales; Melampsoraceae.
AUGUCCAAAAUCUAUGCGCAAGAAUUGACCUUCCUUGAUGGUCAUGUUAAGGAGUCGUGGGAAGGAAAUGGUAUCAAAGAGUCUGUUGAACAAUUUUACGCGAACAUAGAUGAUAAAAAGAUCCAAGAUGUAAUCAGCCAGAUCCACGACUAUUCAAAUGCUACCUUCACUUAUUUAUCACACACUUUCCAGGGAACCGCUAUUGGCGAAGGUAUAGAAGGCGACAUGGUUACGCUGGGAAACACCUACAAGACGGAAAUCCACGCAGUUAAAUGCUCGGAGAUCUCGAGUAGCAAAGAGGUAGAUGUUGAAGUGCGAGGCAAAGUUUCUAAAAAUGGUGAAGAAGCAACUGAACUCAAGGCGUUUCUCACUUUUGUGAAAACCGACCAAGGCAACAAACUCGUCAAAUACAACAGAGAGGUCUGA